AGCAUUCAAUUGAUAUCAAUUUUGUCGCAUUUUCGUCAAAUCUUUUUACCGCAUCGUAAACAACUAGCGCGACAAUGGAAGACACUGUAAUGCAGAUUGUGUUGAUAUUGGGACACGAUGCCAAACUACGAACCGAACCAACGAAGGAAGGUUUCACACACGACUGGUCAUGCUGGGUUCGUGGCGAGAAAAACAAAGACAUCUCCAAGUUUGUCGAAAAAGUCGUCUUCCACUUACACAACAGUUUCCCAAAACCUAAACGAGUUGUGAAAAUGCCACCGUUUGAAGUGAAAGAGAGCGGAUUUGGCAGCUUUGACAUGGUUGUAGAUGUUUACUUUCGCAACAAGGACGAACCCCGGAUGGUUCGUUAUACGUACGAUCUUAUCCUUCCAUCACCCGAGCAGCAAGCUAUUCAUGCUCCACGACAUGAAAUGCUCACCUUCCAGAAUCCUCCCCUCGAGUUUUGUCAGAAACUUGUCUUAGCUGGUGCGACCGUCCAGAGCGGUCCCGACCCGAAACAAAUUUUAUCGUCGAUUCCGCCUUCGUCUGGCUCAUCGAGUGCGACGAAACGAUCGCGGAAGUCGCUGGAACCGGAACCGGAAACGAAAGAGACAAAACAGACGAAGUCUGGUGCAACCGAUGAGCCACAGAGGAAAGUAAAGAAGGAAGACGUGAUUGAUACGAGGACCCCGACUGCUGCAUCAGUGAAGCAUGAGAAGGCAAGUGGCGUGUCGGAUAGCAAACGAAAGGCAACGAGUGGCAAGGAUCCUGUCAGUGCUCUGAUAGCCGAAUAUGCAUCGGAAGAAGACAGUAGUGAUAGUGAGUUGGAUUUUGGCGGGUCGUUCAAAUUAAAACAUAAAAGUUCUCUGAAUGUGAAGGCAUCGAAACGCACAACGUCGCCUCUAAAGGGAGCAGCAAAUGACGACGUGAAGGGUAAGAAAAAGGAGAAGGACGAAGGUGUUGUAACGCACAUGGGCACAAAUUCUGGGUCUAAACGUCGGGCGGUGAAUGUAGCAAAAAGUGAGAAGACAAGCGAAGACACUGAAGUGAAAGUGAAACGAGACACGAAGCAAAAGGCGACGACGCAGAAAGAAAAGAAAAACGUGAAGUCAGGCCAGACGUCUAGUCAAGUUUUCAAAGACAAGAAGGAGAGAGACGACACAAGAAACCAAAAACAGAAAUCAGAAGAACAAGCGACAAGCGGUCACACCAGCGAGCCAAGAAAGGAAAGCAAACGAGGCAACCUAACGAAACAAUCCAACGAAACGAGGAAACAGAGAGGCAAACUGAAAUCGUUAAACAACGAACCAAACGAUGGACACUCAAGCGAAUCAGAGAGUGACAAGAAUGGAGGCGACGCUAACAAACAGAACGGACAUCAAGCUGCCAAGUUGAUAUCAAAGCAAGACGAGUCCUCGCGUCCACCCAACUCCGAGUUGUUUGAACUUCAUGAGCAACUCAACUCGCUUCAAGACAAGGACACGUUGCAGAGGAUGGUGGAUCUUGUCGAACCGACCGGACAGUUUGCGGUCAACGAGAAAUCGUUCGACUUCGACUUGCUACAGUUGGACAACAGCGUGCUACAUCAGUUACAGAGUCUCGCAGCGAAACAGUCGUGACUCUCGACUCUCUCCUUCUGUCCAUUUCCCACAUCUUAACACAAUAGCUCAACCCCAUUAUAUGCUUGCAACAUCGUUGCUGCACGUAUUAGUCCACAUAUUACUCUUAGAAAAAAAAUAGAAUUUUAU
This is a messenger RNA of Corticium candelabrum, 1748 nucleotides long. Its product is annotated as protein ENL-like. Gene Ontology annotation, cellular component: transcription elongation factor complex. Bases 75 to 1619 code for a protein of 514 amino acids. Gene Ontology annotation, molecular function: chromatin binding. Lineage: Eukaryota; Metazoa; Porifera; Homoscleromorpha; Homosclerophorida; Plakinidae. Gene Ontology annotation, biological process: positive regulation of DNA-templated transcription. The record is from RefSeq and is a predicted model, not a curated record. The transcript has 3 exons.